Molecule: messenger RNA, 417 nt
Organism: Aspergillus candidus
Lineage: Eukaryota; Fungi; Ascomycota; Eurotiomycetes; Eurotiales; Aspergillaceae
Exons: 2
Coding region: 1-417 (138 amino acids)
Source: RefSeq, a predicted model, not a curated record
AUGUGGAGGGAGAUCCUGACGGGGCCGGAGAUCGAAUGGAUUCCUGGAACAAACAGGUUCAAUGAUACAUAUUGUCAUCAAUCGUCAAAAAGGAUAGGGAGUCAAGCAUCGACGAAAAGGGCUCAAAGGGGAAAAGUCCACAGAAGCGUGAGAAGAGGGAACCGAUGCAGUCGGCACGUAACACUCUAUCUCUCUCAGGAGCUUUUUCUAGCCAAACGGACUUUAAAUUCGGAAUUGCGCAGGGCAGACGCCGCGGGCAUGCGUCUGGGUAGGUGGCUCGAUCUUUCCGUUCUUUCCCCAAGCUGUCUGUUUCUGCGGUCUCCCAGUUGCGCGCCAGUUGAAAUCCCUUGGGAAAGGUACAAGGAGCACGAGAGAUUAACCCUAAGAAAAAGCCAAGGGACAGGGGGAAAGGACUAA